AUCCACCCCUUCUCGGCCCUCGGUCUGUCCGCUGGGGGCGCGCGCUGUGCGUGGCAGGCGGCUGGCGGCGUCGGCGGCCGUGUGUGCGGCUCGCGUGGCCGUGCGUGGUUGCUAAGGGCGCCUGAGGUCGCUCGCUCGCCCAGCAGGCCCAGCGAGAGAGCAACGCGGAACCGGCGCCGAGCCGGGGCGAAGCUGGGUUCCCUAGGGAGAUACAGCUUGGGAUUUAUUUCCUAAGAAAAAGUGGGUACGAUUCUUUUACUCCUCUUCUAUUUGGUACCAGGUCGAUAGACUUCCAUGAUGCAGCUGGUACUCCCCGAGGUGCGUGGCAGCUUACCUGGGUCAGGCCAUGAAGCCGUGUGGCUGUGAUGUGGGCCCCUCAUGGCCUCAGCAGGAACAGAGAGCUACAGUAUUGGCUUCCGCCGGGGAGCCAACUUCAAGCAGAGCAGUCCCUCAGGCACAGUGCCUGCCCUAUCACCUGAGAAACCCUCAGAGGGCAAAAUCUGGUCUCAGACCCAUCAGCAGGUGAAGCCAAUCUGGAAGCUGGAGAGGAAGCACGUGGGCACACUGUCAACAGGGCUGGGCCAAGGCCUCUCAGCGGUGCCACCACAGCCAGCCUAUUACUUUUGUCCCAGCACUCUAUGUAGUUGUGGGACUACAACUGUCAUUGCAGGCCACAGCAACCCCUGUUACCUGCAUUCUCUUCCAGACUUGUUCAGUAGUACCUUGCUGUGCCGCCGCUCCAACGAUCGGCACAAACCAUACCAGCAACUGGAGUCUUUUUGCUUGCGUCCAAACGCCUUAGAAAAAAGAUCUUGUUCACUCCCUCCCAAGGGCCUUCCUAUCUGUCUCACUGCCGGUAAAGCUGCUUCCAUGGUCUUCCCCAUGGCCCAGCCCUUGGCAUCCCCACCCGCAGACCCGUACCUCUCACUGGCAGCUGCUGGGGAAAACUCUUCAAGGAAGAGCUUGGCCUCUGCCAUCUCAGGGAAGAUCCCAUCUCCACCAUCAUCCUACAAGCCUAUGCUGAACAACAACUCCUUCCUGCGGCCAAACAGCACUAAAGUGCCUUUAUCGCCGACCACAGAGAGCCUGAAGCCAGUAUCCUCACCCAAGAUCCAGCCUGUUUCCUGGCAUCAUUCGGGGGGUACUGGAGACUGUGUACUCCAGCCUGGUGACCACAAGAUGCCCCAAGGCAUUGAUACUGUCCUAGACGAUGCUACUCCCCACAUCACCCCACCUACCCCCAGUGCUCUCAGCAUUUCCACCGCCAGUAUUGCCUCUUCCCAGUACAAGCGCAACACUAACCUUAUCUCCAGGACAGAGCCCCAUCUCUCUAGCCUGAACGACAACUCGGAUUCCCAGACUCUGACUAAAGAGGUUCGGUUCACUGAAGCUGUGAGGAAGUUGACUACAAAAGGCUACGAGAAGAUGCCACAGCAAGGUUGCCAGUUUGAACAGUCUUGUGUUGCAAACCCUAGUUUCCAGUGGAGCCUCCUCAACAGGAGCAGGCGGUGGAAACCUGUGGGGGGCCAGCGGUUUCCUCUGGAGGAUGCUGGGUCUGAGAGUAGGACCCCCCCUGGUGCCUCAGACACCCUGGGAUUGGACAGUACAGUUUUCUGUACUAAAAGGAUUAGCAUUCACCUCCUUGCCUCCCACACCAAUGGGCUCAACCCCAGCCCUGCCUGUGAGUUUGUACCUGACCCCACACCACUUGAAGAAGAUAGUGCUUCCCCCAUCCCCCCUUCUCCUCUUCUGCCCCUUGAUGUAGCUGAAGUGACCACCUGCCUCUGUUCCUUCCAUCUGGGCCAGCUUGGGAAGAAGCCUGAGGAAGAUAAGGAGCCAGAUCCACCUGCUAGGGAUUCCAGUUCAGCUACUAACCUGCAGCCAGACCAGCUUGAGGUUGAAGAUAUAGAAGAACUAGUAGGUGGUUUAGAAGACUGUGGCAGCCACGAUGGGAAUGAGGAGGACGAGGGAGACUCUGAGUGCUCCUCACUAAGUGCUGUCUCCCACAGUGAGUCGGUGGCAGUGAUCUCUCGGAACUGUGUGGAGAUUGUGACCAAACCCCUUUCCAAUCAGGAGAAAGUUGUCCGACCAGCCCUCAUCUACAGUCUCUUCCCCAACGUGACCCCUACCAUCUAUUUUGGCACUCGAGAUGAGAGAGUGGAGAAGCUUCCCUGGGAACAGAGAAAGCUGCUCCGGUGGAAGAUGAGCACAGUGACCCCAAACAUUGUGAAGCAGACCAUUGGACGGUCUCACUUCAAAAUCAGCAAGAGAAACGAUGACUGGCUAGGUUGCUGGGGUCACCACAUGAAGUCUCCCAGUUUCCGAUCCAUUCGAGAGCACCAGAAGCUAAACCACUUCCCAGGCUCCUUCCAGAUUGGGAGAAAGGACCGGCUGUGGCGGAACCUGUCUCGCAUGCAGAGCCGAUUUGGCAAGAAGGAGUUCAGUUUCUUCCCCCAGUCUUUUAUCCUGCCCCAGGAUGCCAAGCUUCUGCGUAAAGUCUGGGAGAGUAGUAGCCGCCAAAAGUGGAUUGUGAAGCCACCAGCAUCAGCUCGAGGCAUUGGCAUCCAGGUCAUUCACAAGUGGAGUCAGCUCCCCAAACGCAGGCCUCUCCUGGUACAGAGGUAUCUGCACAAACCCUACCUCAUCAGUGGCAGCAAGUUUGAUCUGCGGAUCUAUGUUUACGUCAUCUAUGAUCCUUUGCGCAUUUACCUCUUUUCAGACGGACUUGUCCGCUUUGCCAGUUGCAAGUAUUCCCCUUCCAUGAAGAGCCUUGGCAACAAGUUUAUGCACCUGACCAACUAUAGUGUCAAUAAAAAGAAUGCCGAGUACCAGGCCAAUGCUGAUGAAACGGCCUGCCAGGGCCACAAAUGGGCACUGAAGGCUUUAUGGACCUACCUAAACCAGAAGGGGGUCAAUAGCGAUGCCAUCUGGGAGAAGAUAAAAGAUGUUGUUAUCAAAACCAUUAUCUCGUCAGAGCCCUAUGUAACUAACUUGCUCAAGAUGUAUGUGCGGCGGCCCUAUAGUUGCCAUGAGCUCUUUGGUUUUGACAUCAUGCUUGAUGAGAAUCUUAAACCCUGGGUCCUGGAAGUCAACAUUUCCCCAAGCCUCCACUCCAAUUCUCCACUGGACAUCAGCAUCAAGGGCCAGAUGAUUCGUGACCUCCUGAAUUUAGCAGGCUUCGUUCUACCCAAUGCAGACGAUGUCAUUUCCAGCUCUGUCAGCUCUGGCAGCUUUUGCAGUUCCAGCAGCUCCAGUACCAGUCUGCCCGGCUCUAUCAGGGACAAAUGUCGAAUGAGUCCCGAGCAUUUCAUGGCACAGAAGUUGAAGAAAGCCUAUUAUCUGACCCAGAAGAUUCCUGACCAGGAUUUCUAUGCGUCUGUGCUGGAUAUUCUGACGCCAGAUGAUGUUCGGAUUUUGGUUGAGAUGGAGGAUGAGUUUUCUCGCCGUGGUCAAUUUGAAAGAAUUUUUCCCAGUCGAAUCUCUUCUCGCUAUCUCCGCUUUUUUGAGCAGCCACGUUAUUUCAACAUUCUCACUACCCAGUGGGAACAGAAGUACCAUGGCAACAAACUCAAAGGAGUAGAUCUGCUUCGGAAUUGGUGCUACAAAGGUUUCCACAAUGGGAUAGUAUCUGAGUCUACGCCAUUGUGGUCUCUGCCGACAUCACUUAUGACUGUCUCAGAUAGUAACAGGAUGCUCAAUACCUUCAGCAGACCAGAGCCUGGCCAGCGGGGGGAGUCUACUUCCUCAAAGGACAGUGAGGAUACCAGCAGAGAGUCCAGUCUUUCCACCCAGAUAAAGUACUCGGGGCGGACCUCGAGACUUUCUGAUUCCUCCACUUGCCAGUCACCCAUUGACUCCCUCGGGACUAUAAGCCCAUCCUGACUGGCUGCCUCCACACGCCCCUGCCCAGGAGCACUGAUGUCAGCUACCUCAGGGGAUCUGGCCUGCCAACCAGCCUGAGCCCACCCCUCCACUUGGCCCCUCUGAUAUCAGAGUAUAUUUUGAGUGGUUCUGUUGUAGAGAUGGGCAUCUGGAGGGCUGGGGGAGUGCUGGUGAUGGGGAGAAGGUGAGGAAGCUUCACCCUCUGUCACCUGUCUGCCUGGCUGGCACCUCAUAUCUCAGUAGAGAAGCUAGUGACAGCCAGGCAGCCUUAUAAAGCAGGGUUUGGUUUCUACUUUCAGAGAGCCAUGUGUGAUUUUGUUUUAGGUCUUGGGGCACUGGUUGCAGCUCGAGAAGAGAACACAUGCUGAAUAUACUUGUCUCCUGUUCCGUAUCGAGGGAAUUCCUCUGAAGUUUCUCAUUUCCUCAGGUCCUGAGUCAUAGCCUUCCCCCUCCCCAUGGUGCUCAGGGGCCGCCUGCAGAAACCUUCCUGCUUUCUAACAAGCUCAGUCUGGUAGCCUGGCAGCUGGGUUUUAGGACAAUUAACUAUUGUAGAAUGGGCUUCUAGUAGUCAGAUCUCUGACUAAAUUCACUCAGCGGAAUCUACCUCCUUCCCCAGACUCAGGACUCAGUAAACAGCGAGUGCUGAGUAAAUGUUGACUGAGUGAACUGUGCACACGGAGAUCUCCAAGGACAGCACCUGAACCAGAGGCUCUGCCUCUCUCCAUGGCAGUGUGGAGUCUAGGGAAGCCCAGGGUGGGAGAGUGUAGGUCAGAAAGGUUAUUUUCACUUGAACUAUUGUCCCACAUCUCCCUGCACUCCUGGAUCCUGUCCUCCAGUCCUUGCAGACUCUUAGUUUUUCUAGUAGCAGGGCAAUAUAAGAAACCUUUGGCUCAUGUCUUUUAUAUGCAACCUUUUCCCUUUGCAUAACUGGCCGUGUCUAUGCGGUCUCAUGCUUGUCUUUAGCUGUCCUCAUUCCUCUUUUGUGACUCCUGUAAUCAUAGAUAUGGGGAAUGGGUGGAGUCCUGGAAUGACCACUAGAAGCCUGGCCUAGGUUCAAGGCCACAGAGUCGUGCAUGGUAGCCAGUCCUAAAACCAGGUUGGUAAUUGUAAAGAAAGCUUAUUGGCCAAGCCCUGCGCACCACCAGAUGCUGAGAAAUCCCAACUUCAAAGUCACACCACAGUAGGGAGGUCAUUGACAGUCCUGGGAAAAUCUGGUAUCUUUAACUUCUUUUCUUUUCUGAAUGCAAUAUUCUAGUGCAGAUGUGACAAGAGAAAUAAACAAUCUUUCUAAGAGAAAACUAGCCCCUGCGUAGCUGGUUUUCUGGUGCAAGUCUUAGAUGUGGGGGUCCAGUGGAGCUGGCUUACUCCUUGGAAAAUAACUUCUGUUCUUUGGCCCGCCCUCGCUCGGUGAGUUUCUGUACAUUCAGCACAGCCAGUCUUUCUCCAUUCCCCAAACUAGAGCGCGCCCAGGAUGGCAACAGGAUAUGAAUAGGUGAGGAGAGGGGAACUUGGGGAAUGAAAAAAGAAAACGGCUUUUUAAAUUGUUUAAAACAAGUUUAUACAUGUCCUAUGUUUUGCC
Molecule: messenger RNA, 5461 nt
Organism: Perognathus longimembris pacificus (Pacific pocket mouse)
Lineage: Eukaryota; Metazoa; Chordata; Mammalia; Rodentia; Heteromyidae
Gene: Ttll4
Product: tubulin tyrosine ligase like 4
Biological process (GO): microtubule cytoskeleton organization; protein polyglutamylation
Cellular component (GO): cilium
Molecular function (GO): tubulin-glutamic acid ligase activity; tubulin binding
Source: RefSeq, a predicted model, not a curated record